Messenger RNA from Radiomyces spectabilis, 4375 nucleotides. RefSeq lists its product as uncharacterized. Lineage: Eukaryota; Fungi; Mucoromycota; Mucoromycetes; Mucorales; Radiomycetaceae. The transcript is spliced from 6 exons. Gene Ontology annotation, cellular component: SCF ubiquitin ligase complex. The record is from RefSeq and is a predicted model, not a curated record. Gene Ontology annotation, biological process: SCF-dependent proteasomal ubiquitin-dependent protein catabolic process. The coding region runs from base 119 to 4261 and encodes 1380 amino acids.
CCUUUUUUUCUUUUUGUGUGUGUGUGUGUCUGUGCUGUUAUUGCAUAUUUUCAGCUCUUUUUGAAUUUGUGUGAACGUCGUUCUGUUUCAACUCACUUUCGCAGAGAAUCCAAGCUCCAUGCCUUCAGUUGAUCAUAACGCGAUGGAAGAGUCUUGGGUCUUUGACUUUGAGGCACCCGGUCAGGGUUUCCUCAAUUUACCGAACAGUGUGAUGGAACGCAUCUGUCGAUCGUUGCCAAGUCAACAGGACAGAUUUACCAUGUGCCUUGUGCACUCUACAUGGGUCACGGCAGCCACGUCCAUUCUCUGGGAAGCACCCAUCUUCCGUAACCCGCAGUCGUUCAAUCUGUUUAUGAACAUCAUUCGAACUCACCGACGAUCCGCCCUUUUAGUGCGUCACUUGCGCUUAUGUGUCCACGAUGCUCAAUAUGACACCAUCUUCCAACCCAUCGUACACUCCACCCUCCCACGCCAUAAUAUGAAAGCAAGUAUUCUUGCGAAUCCGCAAGUCAUUCUCAUUCUUUCGAGGCAAUGUGAAAAGCUUCAAAGUUUGACCAUUUACGGUUGGCGAAUCGAGCCUGUGCACUUGGAACAACUGAGCAGCAUUCUCUAUGAUCUUCGAGGACUACAUAUCAUCGGAAGUAACUUUUCUCGUACCAAUCCAUUCACCAUGAAUCGCAUUCUUCCGUCGUUAAAGUCCCUUUGCCUCGAUGGCAAUUUUCAGCUUUCCCGAAAUUUCAUGUCCAUUCUCACUCACCGAGCGCAGUCAUUGACGCAUCUCCAGUUAUCCUUGGAAGGCAUGGACGCCGAUGCUUUAGCCUGCUUAUGCGACGGCAAUCUGUACUUGCACGAACUCACCCUCACUCACGCUGUUCAUAUUCGCGAUUUACACAUCUCCAGACUCCUGCAAACGUUUCCCAAACUUACGACUUUCCGCCUUGAAGGUGCAGCCAAAAUCACCCCGCGCACCUUCUCCCUUGCCUUGGCCAUGUGCCCAAAUUUGAAGGACUUGGAAAUCCGGUCUUCCCCGACCGCACUGGAGCAACCAAUCGACGAUUCUUUUGACGUAUGGAAUGGCGAUCAUGUGCCUCCUCCAUUGCAACGAUUGGUCCUGGAAAACAUGAAUGUCAAUGACCAGCUUUUUACCGCAAUUGGACAUUUCUUCUCCUCCUUAAAGACUCUCGGCCUGAAACAAUGUCCACGCCUGUCAGACACAUCCAUGGAUACAAUCAUCAGAGCAGCACUCGGUCUUCGUGAACUCUGUAUCAUUCAAUGCCCAUUUAUCGGCUCAGGCACCGUCCAAUCCCUCGCUCUGUAUUCUGCUCAUAGUACGCUCACUAGUUUGUACAUCGAAUCGUCGGCGCAAAUCGGUCCCAGAGACGUUCACGAUCUCUGUUGUGCCGGAAGUGAUCAUCGUCUCAAGCUUCUCCGUCUCGUUGGUUACAAAGAUCUUGCUACAUCGGUGAUUGGCAGCUUUGCCGUUGAACGUUUGGAUCGUCCGGAUGUGCAACACGCGCAUUCCAGUGCAUCAGCCCAACCGUUUACUAUUACCCUGGAUGAAACCGUUAUUGACGCUGUGGCCAACCUUGAUUCCGCCAACGAACCCGAUCUGAUGGUGAUUCCCGAAAAUCGAUACCUUUCUGGUUUGCACGUCAUUGCACUUGCCAAGGAACUUGGCUUAUCGCUCAAUACGCUCGAACAGCUCCUAGAUCGAAUUCAGAAGGAUACGGCAUAUCAGGAACAAGUAAAAGAACCACAACACGCUGUCCCUCCGCGUCUCAAUCAUGUCACCCCACAACCAUCUCUGGCUCCUCCUUCACAUCAACCUGCGGCUAUGCCGAAGAAACAGGAUCCACGAUUGGCAGCGUUGAAAACUCAGUAUCAAGCACGACCUACGACGCCAGCUCUGUGGGCUAGAGCGGAUGAAAGUCUGGUAGAGAAUUACCUUCACGGCAUUGGCAAUGGUCCCGUUACGGCGACGGUUCCAGCGAUGCCAUCUCCAGUGACGACCGUCUCUCCGGUCAAAUAUGCCGCGCCAAUCUCCGAAACUUCGUCUCCGGCACCUUACUCUGAAGAAGAAGAAGAGGAGGAGGAGGAGGAAGAAGAGGAUCGUGAGGAAUACCAUGAGGAAGAGCAUGAGCAUGAAGACGCAGGGGAAGUGGAAGAUGAAUCUGAAGUUGGUUAUGAAGAAACAGGCAAAGAACAUGAGUCGGCUGAAGAAUGGCCGGCCGUCGGACGUACACCUGCCAAACCCAUUGAUCUCGGCGGCUGGGGAACGACCCAAAGUGUGCCUUGGUCGAAAAAGGUGUCUCCUACAACGACCAAGCCAGCGGUGAAACCGGCCCAACCUUGGGCGCCGAAUAACCUCGAGCAGGCAUGGCAACAGAUCCCUCUAGAACCCGGCCAGAUCCUCCCCAAGAAGCAGAAAGGUACCAAGGUUUUUACAGUUGAAAACAGUAACUGGGGUACGCCGAAAGCAUACGUUCCUUGGGACGAUCUUCGAACGCAAGGUUUCGCCCAUGAUGUCUUGGAAAAACAAAAGAACACUGUCUUUUGGAAAUUGGAAGACGGUGUGUGGAAGAAACUGUCAGCGAACGAGACGGUGGAAGAUGUCAUUGCGCGUGGAGGAACGACCAGUUCAGGAAACGAUUUUACCCAUCACGUUCCCGCCAAGCCCGCCACGUUCCAUCGACCCAGACAAUCCGAAUCACAAUCGCAGGCACACAGCAGCAGCUUGAGUUCCGAUAAUGAGAGCAUUGACUGGGAUGACGAUGACGGGGUCACCAUCAUUACACACCCGCAACCGCCCCCCCACGUUGGAGGAAUACCCGGCGCCAAACCUCGUCACCGAUCAAAGCCCGUGCCAUCCACAGCGUCCUCAGAGGCGUUACGGGGGGUUGUGGAACAUCCUGGUCAUCCAAAGUGGCUCCCGCCGGAUGAGUGGCGAAGGAUGCGGGAGACACGCAUCGUUGAACACGGUUUAGAUGCGUCCCCGGAUUUUGGUCUUUCCAGUGAAGGGUGGGAAAGCGAUCAUGGUAGCCAGGAUGACCAGGAUGGUCGGGAAAAGGACCAUACUGGUACUGCCAAAGGAGCCGAGGCAUUGAACUUUUGGUCGGUUGGGUCAACCAAUCAAGUUCACAACGACUCCAAGAAAGCAGCUCCCAAAUCUCAAGCACCAUGGCCCAGUGUCACGAUUCCUUCUUCCAGUGAGCACGUAGAGACCUCGUCUUCGGCGACAGCAGUGAACUCUUGGCACGAUUUCACAGCGAAACUUGCCAAAGAUAACGCGGCGACCAGCCCGAUGCCAACCGUGUCUCGUUCGACGCAGUCUACCGUUACCACUAGAGUGGAAGAAACUCGCGUGUCAGUUCCAGAAAAGAAGUCGGUCUCCAAGGCGCACUAUGUAUGGGAUGAGGCUGACGACGAACAAAGUGCUUUAACCACACCCAGUAUCUUUGAUUCUUCUCCUCCUCAUCAACCACCACCAUCAGAAAAGAAAUCCGAUUUGCUCAUCGAUACAAGCGACGUCGUCAGUCCACAGUUUUUCUCUAAUCCCCCUGCGGAAAAGAAAAUGCCGUCCAUAUACGAUAAUUUGUGGCAAUCGAUUUCCAGUCUCACACCGGCAGAAACGGAGUCACCCGUCAUAUCGGCUGCUGUCCUGGAAUAUACCGACGCGGUGGAUGAACAGCAGAAAGAACUGGUGCAAGAGCAAGCAUCCAAACUAGCUGUGGGAGACGUUGAUAGACCAGAGGAAACCCCUAAAGAAUCUUCUAUUCCAUUGGCCAAAAACGACCAUGAUGAUAUGAAGGAAUUGAAGGAACUAAAGGAAGAACCACAAGAGGAAAAAUCAUCAUCCAUCGAUUCUCCCGUUGACUCUGCAACCGCUCCUUCCGCUGCAACACCUUCUGCUACUACAUCUUCCGUGGCGACCCCCAUUGCCAGUACGCCUGUACCUACCGACGCCGAUACAGACGUAUCAAAAUCGAAUGAUCCAGGUAAAAAGCUGGUUCAGGUACACAUUGAAACAUGUAAAUACGGUCAUCAACCUCUUCGUUUAUACGAGAACCGUGAUCCUCGCGAGGACGUACAAGCCUAUUGCGAACAAUACGAGAUGCUUGAGCAUUACGAUCGAAUUUUAGAAGCUGCGCUGGAAAUAUACACACAAAAGAAGACCAAGCGAAUCCUUGGCAAGAAGAAGAAGAAGCGAGCCGCUUCCAAUGUUUCCACUCCCACUUUAGAUGAUAAAAAUAACUUGCUUUAGAUCUGAGGGAAAAAAGGGAAAAGCAUAAACCAAAAUCAUUCAUGUAUAUUAUAAAAAUUUCAUACUUCACCUUCCAUUUCAGAAAGUAAAAUAAAAUCGAAAACACAACACAGC